Molecule: messenger RNA, 981 nt
Organism: Saccharomyces kudriavzevii IFO 1802
Lineage: Eukaryota; Fungi; Ascomycota; Saccharomycetes; Saccharomycetales; Saccharomycetaceae
Gene: RPA43
Product: DNA-directed RNA polymerase I subunit RPA43
Exons: 1
Coding region: 1-981 (326 amino acids)
Biological process (GO): DNA-templated transcription; DNA-templated transcription initiation
Cellular component (GO): RNA polymerase I complex
Source: RefSeq, a predicted model, not a curated record
AUGACACAAUUAAAAAGAGUAAAUGAGAGCCGCGAGGCCACAAGAUUCAUCAAAAAACAUAAAAAACAGGUCACCAACCCCAUUGAUGCGAAAAAUAAGACUUCUAACUGCAUAGUGCGUGUUCCCAUUGCUCUUUAUGUCUCUUUAGCGCCAAUGUAUUUAGAAAACCCUUUGCAAGGUAUCAUGAAGCAACAUCUAAAUCCAUUAGUAAUGAAAUAUAAUAACAAAGUUGGAGGUGUUGUGCUAGGUUACGAAGGUUUGAAGAUCCUUGAUGUCGAUCCUUUAAGCAGAGAGGAUGCAUCGGAAAAAUUAAUAAAAAUUACACCAGAUAGCCCCUUCAGUUUUACUUGGUGCCACGUAAAUCUAUACGUUUGGCAACCACAAGUUGGAGACGUUUUGGAGGGUUAUAUUUUCAUUCAAUCCGCUUCGCAUAUUGGUCUUUUGAUUCAUGAUGCAUUUAACGCCAGUAUCAAAAAGAACAACAUCCCUAUGGACUGGACCUUUGUCCAUAACGAGAUCGAAGAAGAUGCCGACGUGGUAAACGGAGAUGAAAAUGGCGGCAAUCAUAAUAGCGAAGAUGACAAGGAUAAGAACAGUGGAGAUAACAGUCUCGGCAAAUUUUCUUUUGCCAACAGAUCUUUGGGCCACUGGGUAGAUUCCAAUGGUGAGCCUAUCGAUGGUAAGUUAAGGUUCACCGUAAGAAAUGUUUAUACUACAGGAAGGGUCGUUUCUGUGGAUGGUACCUUGAUAAGCGAUACGGACGAAGAAGGAAAUGACUAUAGCAGUUCCCGUUCUCAGGCUGAAAGUCUACCUAUAGUGUCGAACAAGAAGAUUGUAUUUGAUGAUGAAGUUUCUACCGAAAAUAAGGAGAGUCACAAGGAACUAGAGUUACCAGAAGUGAAAGAGGACAAUGGCUCUGAAAUUGUAUACGAGGAAAAUACAAGUGAAAGCGAUGAUGAUGAAUCGAGUGAUAGUGAUUAG